AUCAGAGCUAGGACUGGUAGGAAACGGCAGCGUGGUUUUUAGAUUGGUCCGUAGGAGUAGAGCAACAUAGUGGCGACCUGGUCAGCGUCUGUCAGUCCACGCUCCCGAUGGCUGUAUCCCGGCCCGCCCGCCUCGCGCAUCGACAUCUGACACAGUGAGAAUUUGCAUCGCUCGUCACUAGUCUGCGACACACGCUAGUUGCAUUGACUGCCCCAGCUCGGGAGAUGUUAUGGAGAAGACUGGCUUCAUCACAAGUGGCAUCAUAUACAAAGCUUCUAGCUGAGUGUGUUUAUUGUCGUUCGACUGCACUGUGGGAUUUCGGGAAGCGGAACUGGCGCUGUUGUGUUCUGACUUGAGACUUGCACUGGAGUGUCAGCUGGUGACGAAACGGCGAAGGAAGUGCCGAGAGAGGUUCUUGUGAGAUCUUGAUCGUAGUUGGCGAGAAACUGGUGUUUAGGGCAAGGUCGCAACGAUGCGACAGUGCAACCUGCAGUCUUGGUUUACUGAAUCUGUUGUUGUGGUUAGUGGUUCCUUCAGCUGGUCAUCUGAGCACGAGAGUGUGUAGGUUGGAUUGAGGAGCUGGAGAGGUGGUCUGAGGUGACGAGGAAUUUCCUAGGCUGAUUAUUCAACAUGGCCGGUGACGCUGCGGAUGAAGACGAGAGGUCACUGGAGUUCACUCCCACAUGGGCUCUGGCUGUCGUUAGCAGCAUGUUCGUCGUCAUCGGCUUCGUCGUCUACUUGCUUAAAACCAAGCGAAAGCCACUGUUUGAAGCACUGCAAAAGAUUAAAGAUGAGCUUAUGCUGGUGGGAUUCAUUUCCUUGACCCUGACCGUCUUGGAAAACCCCGUUUCAAAAAUUUGUAUCCGGUCUGCCUUGUUCAAUAAAUGGACUCCUUGCAAGGUUCCAAUGGACAGCCAUGAUACACAUGAGGGGUCAAAAAAAUUUGUUCAAUGGCCCAAACCGUCAGAUUUCGCGUCCUCCGCAUUAGGACACCAUGGCCACGGGAGAAGGCUCUUGGCCUCCGAAACAAGUGAUAGCUUUCACUGUCCCGCGGACUUCGAGCCAUUCGUCUCUAAACAUAGCCUUCAUCAACUUCAUAUCUUCAUCUUUGUUCUCGCGGGAGUUCAUGUCGUUUACUCACGUCUUACUAUGGCUCUUGCUCUUUCCAAGGUUUACAGCUGGAAAAAAUGGGAAAAGCAAGCUCUGGAGUCAACGUCUCCCGAAGACAUCGCAGCAUUUAUCAAGUACCAUACAUCUAAGCCAUGGAGUAAAUCCAGAUUAAUUGUAUGGGUGGUCUGCUUUUUCCAACAAUUUCACAUUCCUCGCUCUGACUACCUCACGCUCCGCUUAAGCUUCAUCACUACACACAACCUGCCAUACAAGUACAAUUUUCAUAGUUACAUGAUUCGGAGCAUGGAGAAUGAGUUUGAAACUAUUGUGGGAAUAAGUGCUUGGCUGUGGGCGUCUGUUAUUGCUUUCUUGCUUGUCAACGUUGACGGCGUAACACUAUAUUUCUGGGCAUCGUUUGUUCCUGUUGUGGUGGUUCUGGCUAUAGGCAUGAAGCUGCAACACAUCGUUGCAACCCUAGCAUUGGAGACUUCCCCUAAUGGGGCUGUGCCAGGGCAUUUUGUCGGUGCAUUGCUCAAACCUCGUGAUCAAUUAUUUUGGUUUAAUCGACCGAAGCUCCUACUCCAUGUCAUCCACCUGGUUCUCUUUCAAAAUGCUUAUGAGUUGGCAACAUUCGUCUGGCAUGUGACGCAAUUCGGUUUUCACUCCUGUCUUUUGGAGCAGGACAAGUGGUUCGUGUAUGUGCGCCUUGCAAUCGGGUUGAUUGUGCAGCUUGCUUGUAGCUUCAGCACAUUGCCACUGUAUGCUCUUGUGUCUCAGAUGGGCACCCAUUUUAAGAAGGCUGUGGUACCAAUUCGAGUGAACCGAGUCCUCCACGUCUGGCACAAGGACGCCAAAAAAAGACUCAAACUGGGUUCUCAUGGAGUUUCCAGCGACGGAUCCGAAAGGUCCAACACCAGCUCCGGCAGCCGGAGUCGCAGCAAGCUUACUGUUGUGGAAGAACGGAUUCGAAGCAUCCGCGAGGACUCGCUAUCUGGUGGAUCUGGUGGGGACUUAUCCUCACCGAUGUCGGUGAUCAUGGAAGAAGGCUCAUUAAGCCCUGAAGAUAGAACAGCAACCAGUUCACAUUCAUGGAAGAUCGGCGUGGCAUCCUCCUCUCAACCAGCGAUCAGCUCACCACCCUCGACGACGUUCCAGAACGUGUGGGACCGCUGAAUGCAACGGAAGUCGAGCUCGGGAAGACGUAAGUUGGCAAGAGUCGAUGCUAUAGGGCUGCAGAUCGACAACUCCAAAGAGCAACAGCAGGGAGUCCCACCCUCCACUCCUGGCUCCGAGCUCCGGCGUCGAGUGGCUCACAACGAUGCAGUUGCUGCUGCAGAUGUACCGCCUCUGCAAGUCCACACCACCACCCCCCAUACCCAAUUCUCUCCCAGACAACCAUGAGGUGCCAAAUCACUCCAAAUCUGCAGCUGGUCCAUGCUCCAGCACACUCUGCAACUCCCUGAGCCCGGAUCAGUCCAGCCCAUAAACAUAUCCCUGCUUCUUCUGAUCAAUCCACCAGCCACUUACAAGCGAAACUUGAUGAAUAUUACUGAUCAGAUUUCUCGUCAAUUCUCGUGCUUUGAGUUUGGCUCUGGUGCAGUUAGCGGAUCGAUAUCUUGUAGAAAGAUCGGACCCAGUAUAUCAGGUUCUGUUAUCAGAUCUUUGUUGUUACGGCGGCUGUUUCUGUAUGCUUGUGAAGCGGUGAUGCUUCAAUCAGGUCGAGUGAUCUCAUUUGAAACGUGGCAGCUAAGUUGUGAGGUUUUGGUAGUUGAGAAUUCAACUGUGUUGUCGGAGACACAAUUUUUUUUAGCUCUGGUGGCAGUUGAUCGUUUCUCCUGGUGUAUUCUAAUUCCAUCUUGUAACAAAAUUGUGCACAUUCAUUGACUAUUGAAA
This is a messenger RNA of Physcomitrium patens, 3003 nucleotides long. The record is from RefSeq and is a predicted model, not a curated record. NCBI's taxonomy places the organism in Eukaryota, Viridiplantae, Streptophyta, Bryopsida, Funariales, Funariaceae.